GUGAUCUCAGAUCGGGAAAACCCAAUAACCCAAAUGGCAGAUUCCUCAGUUACUCUCUUCUCCCCAAUCAAGAUGGCCAAGUUCAAUCUCUCACACAGGUCACUCUUGCUAGCCGCUCUCCUAGUUCCUUGCAAAUUUGGUGGUCCUUGCGCCGAUGACGCGCUGCCGAGCCUUGAACGGACUGCCGCAGCCGGCCCUGGCCGAGUACUACUCUCAGCGGUCAACCCCCGGCGGAUUUCUCAUCAGCGAAGGCACUCUGAUAUCCGACACAGGCGCAGGGUUUCCUCAUGUUCCUGGGAUUUUCUCAGAUGAACAGGUUGAGGCAUGGAAGAAGGUAGUCGACGCCGUCCACGCGAAAGGAGCCAUAAUUUUCUGUCAGCUAUGGCAUGUAGGUCGUGCUUCUCAUGGAGUUUACCAACCUGGUGGGGGAUCGCCGAUUUCUUCAACAAACUGUCCCAUUUCAAAGAGAUGGAAGAUUCUCUUGCCGGAUGGGUCUCAUGGCACCUACCCUCAGCCACGACGCCUUGAAAUACAUGAAAUUCCCAACAUUGUGGAGCAGUAUCGUCGCGCUGCGUUGAAUGCCAUUCGAGCAGGUUUUGAUGGAAUUGAGAUACAUGGGGCGCAUGGCUAUCUAAUUGAUCAAUUCUUGAAAGAUGGGAUCAACGAUCGAACUGAUGAGUAUGGUGGCUCACUUGAAAAUCGCUACAGAUUCUUGAUUCAAAUUGUUCAAGCAGUAGUUGAAGCCAUUGGUGCUGAUAGAGUUGGUGUCAGAGUCUCACCAGCUAUUGAUCACCUUGAUGCUACCGACUCCGACCCAGUUAGCCUAGGCUUUGCUGUGAUAGAAAGGCUUAACAAGCUUCAACAGAACAUAGGCUCAAAACUCACGUACCUUCAUGUGACUCAGCCUCGUUACGCUGCCUAUGGUCAAGCAGAAUCAGGCAAACAUGGCAGUGAUCAAGACGAAGCAGAAUUUAUGAGGACUCUGAGAAAAGCUUAUCAAGGUACAUUCAUGGCUAGUGGUGGCUUUACUAGAGAGCUAGGAAUGGAAGCUGUGGCUUCUGGUGAUACUGAUCUAGUGUCUUAUGGUCGCUACUUUAUCUCAAACCCUGACUUGGUUUUGAGAUAUAAGCUUAAUGCACCCUUGACCAAGUAUGUCAGGAAAACAUUUUACACCCAAGACCCUGUUGUUGGGUACACUGAUUACCCGUUCCUUAACAAAACAAGUGUUAGAGAGCAAGCACUCUCCCGCCUUUGAUUGUUAUGCUGUUAUAAUUGUGCUUGAACAUUUGGAUAAAUAAAAACCUUGUGAGAGAUUGGAAUGCUA
Messenger RNA from Argentina anserina (silverweed cinquefoil), 1324 nucleotides. Its product is annotated as 12-oxophytodienoate reductase 3-like. The transcript is spliced from 5 exons. Gene Ontology annotation, biological process: jasmonic acid biosynthetic process; oxylipin biosynthetic process. Gene Ontology annotation, molecular function: 12-oxophytodienoate reductase activity; FMN binding. The record is from RefSeq and is a predicted model, not a curated record. Bases 155 to 1255 code for a protein of 366 amino acids. Lineage: Eukaryota; Viridiplantae; Streptophyta; Magnoliopsida; Rosales; Rosaceae. Gene Ontology annotation, cellular component: peroxisome.